UAUUCGGCGUAGGCCUCUUACACCUACACUGAAUAGAUUAAUAUUAAUAUAUAGGUCUUAUAUAACAAAAGUGGAAAACAUUAGAGAAGAAAAACAAAAGAGAAAGUGCAAGAAUCAGUGAUCAAAGUGGAUAUUUAUACAUGUACAAGGUGGAGCCUUAGGGUGGAAGAAUAGAAGCUUUUGAGAUGAAAGAAUAAGAACUCUGUGAGUUCUUCGGCUGAGGAUCGGCGACUGAGAAUCGGGGCUUUCGGCAGGAAUCUAUGAAGUGUAAUGAAAUAGUCUUAUGAUCGGGCGCAGCCCGCCACACUUAGUCUGAGUAUUCUGUGAAGCUUUUCUGUUUUCUCUAAUAUUUCUGUAUUCAUUGCUCUUAUUUUCUUGACAUAGUCAGAUCUGUGAGAGAGUUCAUUCACCAGAUUUCUGAUUUUCUUGAUAUACUCUAUCUUGAAUCAGAACUUAUAUCACUGAAUGAGAUCUGCAAGAUUGUGUCUUCUAUUCUAAUCAGGUUUUGAAAGCACUUAACAUAUUGCUUCGCUUCGCUCCGCAAAUUAGAAAAUAAAAAUUCAUAUUGAGAAGAUUGACAACUUGAUAAUAAUAAUGACAAUGAUAAUGAUAAUUGUGAAUGUAAAUCAGAAAAGAUAAUAUGAAUAGAGAAAGAUUUAGAUGAAGUUGACAGUCAAUCUGUCUCACUACUGACUUUUAUUCAUGAUUUCAGUAUCUUUCAUUCUCACAACAAUAAUAUGAGAUAUAAUAAAAAAAUGUUGACAUUGAUUAUUAGGUUGAUGAGAUUAAUGAGAUUGAUUAUAUCUAUUCUACAGCAGAUGAUGAAGUGUCAAUCAUUAUAACUGCAUGUCAAUUCUGUGUAUGAAUUCAUGUGGAAACAUCGCAUGUACAGAUCCACCUGUGUGAUAGUGAUGUUAAUUAAAAACACCACUGAAUGUUAAUUUACAUGAUGUUAAACCAUAUAAGGAAGGGAAUUACUGCGAAAGGUGCUUGCAGGAUCCCUCUAAUACUGCAGAGGUCGUAUGCAGCUAGUUGUUUAUGACCCGCGAAAGAGUGCAUGGCCGGCGAAUGAAUAUUUAAUAUAUCUACGUAAAAGAAUAGCGUGCGUGUUCGGAUCGUAAAUCCCCGCUCAGACAAUCGCAGCUCAAGCAGCACAGGAAACUGGCGACAUCGCAGAUCACAACGAUUAGUUAUUCCGUCCAGGACCGCGGUCGACCAUUCAGCAUCGAAUCAAUACCCUCCGCGGAAAGCAAAGUUGAUCACAUUGUCACCCAGAAUUUUCCCAAAAAACCCGGUAGACUCCCUCUGUCCCGGAAAUGCCCACUAAGAUAUUAUCCAACAGCUGCAUCGGCAAUGCAGUUGAGGAUGCGUGCGCCGUGAUCCGAUGCGAGUAGCCGAUUGAACGAGGCUGAGCCAUGUAAUAAGUCUUUCCGGCGUUCUUUAAGUGUGAUUUUUUAUUCAUUAAACUUCAUCUCCUGGCUCUACUCUUUUGAGACUGAAAGGGAUAUUUUCCUGCUUUAUUCUUCCGUUAUACACCAUUGACAGAUAACCGUCGCAGGCGAGAAAAACUGCCUGGAUGAAGACCAUACAUAAAUCAAGUCACUGAAUACCCACGAGCCACAAGGUCCUAAACUAUCCUUCGCUUACACCAUCCAAACAGUUUCCAAUACCUCUUUUUAUUUAUUUAUUUAUAUUUAUUUAUUUUCUAUUUUGUGCGGCCGAGAUUCUAGCAAUACGCCAAUACGUAGGUUGAAACUUGUCUGCGAGGUUGCUGCAGCUUCUUCAUACAAUCAUAACGGCAUCAUUCAACUGGCAAGCCAUUCUGAGCGGUGCAGCCAGGAUGGAUCUGCCUAUUGUGUGCGAUGAUGAAAUCCAGGAAUCUGACCUCCAGCCACGACGUGGAAGCCCAUGUAGUGAUACUUCAUCAAUAGCUUCCACUGUAUUUAACUACAGGAACGAGAAUGGCCGGCGAUAUCACAGAUUGGAAGAUGGAGCAUACUUUUUGCCAAACGACAAACGGGAGCAAGACCGUAUGGACUUGUUACACUUCAUAUACCGCCAUGUAUUAGAUCGCCGUCUGUACUGCGCUCCGAUAAAGCGAAACCCUGGACGAGUACUUGAUUUAGGUACGGGAACAGGGAGUUGGGCAGUUGAAUUUGCGGACCAGCACCAGAAGUCACAAGUUAUCGGGAUGGACAUAAGCCCAAUCCAACGCAUCCACAUACCCCCAAACUGCACCUUUGAAAUAGACGACUUCGAAGCCGAAUGGCCAUACACAGCUAGCGCGAAAGCCGACACACCUCCCCUUGAACAAACCGCCUCAGCCGACAGUCUCCAAAGCACCGGUUGCGCUAGCACCAUUACCAAUGACGUCUACAAUAACGAUGCCCCGUCUGCUCCCGUACCCACCCCAGAUCCUGCCCACAGCCCCUUUGACUUCAUCCACAUGCGCGAAAUCGCCGGCUCAGUCCACGACUACCCCAAACUCUUCGGACAGGCCUACCGCCACCUAGCCCCCGGCGGCUUCCUGGAGGUGCAAGGCAUGGAAACGAAGUUCUUCUCAGACGACGGGACGCACGAGCGGGCCGUGACGGCUACGCAGUGGCAGCAGUUGCUAGAGGAGGCGAGUCGGCAGGUUGGGAAGGAGUUAGGUGUUGAGGGGAGUUGGAAGCAGUGGAUGGAGCAAGCGGGGUUUGUUGACGUUGAGGAGGUGGUGUUUAAGGUCCCCCUCUCCCCCUGGCCCCAGGACCCACGCUUGAAAGAACUAGGUCGCUAUCAGGCAACCCAUGUCCAGGAGAUGGUGCGGUCAUAUUCGCUUGCGCUCUUCACUCGAGUGUUGGGGUGGAGUAAAGACGAGCUUGAUGUCCUGCUGUGGGCGGUGGGUAACGAUUUGAGGAAUAGGGGGACCCAUCUUUAUACGAAGCUGAGGGUCGUCUAUGGACGGAAACGGGAGUGAAUUUUAUUUUAUUUUUUAUUUAUUUAUUUAUUCAUUUAUUGGUUCGUGGUGCUUUAUUUCGGGAAUACUAGACGAGUCUCUUUUUCUCUUGCGCAGAUUGCGUUUGUGGUAGGGGGUUCUUGAUACCCUAGCAAUAAGGGUGAGAUUGGAAUUUUCAAACAGAUGAGUAAAGUUAUCAAAACUAAGUAACUAUGAAUUUGUUUCUAUUAAUGUAAAAAGUUGCUCUCCAGCAAAUGGAUAUAUGGAUGGCCAGCCCAUCUCUCAGAAUCGUCCCAUUGGGAAAGUAAAAACGAAAAGGAAGGGGAAAAGGGCAGCAUUAAAAAUUAGUCCUCGCAAAAUUUAAUACAUCGAAGGAGAGAAAAAGUUAUUUCGUUGGGAACGAUAACUUUUGAAAAGCC
Molecule: messenger RNA, 3354 nt
Organism: Blastomyces dermatitidis ER-3
Lineage: Eukaryota; Fungi; Ascomycota; Eurotiomycetes; Onygenales; Ajellomycetaceae
Product: TAM domain methyltransferase
Exons: 11
Coding region: 1841-2956 (371 amino acids)
Molecular function (GO): methyltransferase activity
Source: RefSeq, a predicted model, not a curated record